Molecule: messenger RNA, 1392 nt
Organism: Fusarium redolens
Lineage: Eukaryota; Fungi; Ascomycota; Sordariomycetes; Hypocreales; Nectriaceae
Exons: 1
Coding region: 1-1392 (463 amino acids)
Source: RefSeq, a predicted model, not a curated record
AUGCCUCGUUUCCACUCCCUCCCUCCCGAGAUCCAGGACAUGAUCCUACAAGAAGUUUCCCGAGAACCUUCAACCGCCCCCUACGCCGUCGUCUGCAAAGCCUGGCAGGAUUUCUUCGAGAGAAAAAACUUCAAGUCCCUCGCCAUCAACCAACGCGACCUGCCCUGCCUCUCACGAAUCGUAACCCCCCGACGCCAAGGGUUCGUCAAACAAAUAUGGUAUCGAAUCUUUCUUCCUAAUCAUACCACUCGAACACUGAAGACAUUCGAAAAACCCAGAGUACUAUGGCGUGCAGACAAGGUAUUUACCAGUUCCAUUCUUAACCUCUGGGACAUCCUUUCUCUGUGGAGCCCCCAGAACAGAAUCACUUUUGAGCUAAGUGCUUUCUCAUACUGCGAUUGGGCCCAUAUUAUGCGACCAGAGCGUAUUUUUGAACGUGAUCUCGCAGAGUACAAGGUCCACAAGAAGCUGGAGUUGAGGAAACCUUACCAUUACGACAAUCCUCAUGAGCCCUACGUUGACCAGUACAGGUUGUUCAGUUCGCCGAAUAUUGAUCACAGGAUGCGGACUCACUGGAACGCCUUGAGGCAUGACCUCCUAGGUUGGAAAAACAUUGAAUUCACCACAGCCGCGGACGAAAAAACAGUACCAUGGUACACAGAGGAAGAUAACAUCCUCCCUUCCGUACCCAUCAUUUCCAAGUUUCUUAUCCGCCGAACACAAUUCCGUCAAUUCUGUCCAUGGACCUUAUCUGAAAUCUUCGACAGUCUCGAAAACAUAGAAGGCAUCACCAUCGAGCGAUGGGCCUCAGUUGAUGCCGAAGACGAAACAUAUUGGAACCAAGGUGCCCAUGUAGCAUAUGCCAUGGAUCUGCCAGUAUCAGUCAAGUCGUUAUCCAUAAACGGAGAGAAAUGUCGAGCGUUUCAGGACUGGGCAUCAAGCGAUGUCAAAUGGAGAAGAGGUUUGGCCAAGAGCAUUCGUCAAUACUCCAAGAACCUAGAGCACAUGUCAGUAACAGACAUUAUCGAUGCCAAAGACUUCCUCCGUCGCUUUCGUACCUCCCUCCCAGAAGAAGAAUUUGAUUCACUACGAAGGUGGCCUGACCUUCAGGUACUUACGCUAUCAACAGACCUAUUCGAAACCCAAGACCGAGACCAGAUCGAAAACCUCCUCUGCGCUGCGGCGAGAGCAGCGCGUAAGAUGCCAAAACUUCGAACGUUUGAAAUCAGGAGCAGCAAAGAUGCGCAAUGCUUAUUUCGGUACAAUAUUGUCCAAGCUAUUGCAGAGAUAACUUGGUCAGGGCCAAUUGUCGAUAGUACCGAGAUAAUGAAGGAGUGGGAGAAGACAUCUGCCUGGAGAAACAACAGAGACGUAAGAACCAAUGACUUCUGA